Molecule: messenger RNA, 1710 nt
Organism: Adineta steineri
Lineage: Eukaryota; Metazoa; Rotifera; Eurotatoria; Adinetida; Adinetidae
Source: the annotation of a GenBank genome assembly
AUGGAGCGUCCACAAAUCAUAUAUAAAAAUAAUGGUAAUUUUGAAGAAGUAACAGAUCUUGUUAAUGAAACAUUACGUGAUAUUAUCAGUGCAUGUGAAAAUGAUAAUGUACAUCAAUUAGAAACAGUUUUACAAUCAAUUGAAACAGUUAAACUUGAUCGUUAUUUGAAUGCAAUGAUGGAAUUAUAUCGUUCUCCAACAUACCUAUUAACUCCAUUAAUGUUUGCAUCUAUUCAUGGACAUAGUUCAAUUGUUCGUUUUUUAUUAGAAAAUUAUUCUCAUUAUUGUAUAGUUGAUGCACUGAAUUAUUCGUCUGACUUUAAUUAUGAUUCUUUUAAAUAUGAAGGAUAUUUCUAUAGACAAACAGCACUUUGGCUUGCUGUUCAAAACAAACAUUUCAAUGUUGUUCAAAUAUUGAUAUCACUUGGAAAAGCAAAUGUUAAUCAUAUGGCAGAUGAGUCCGAAGGAAAGUCAUGGACACCAUUAGAAGAAUAUCAUGCAAGAAUUGUUAAGAAUAACGUGGGAUACACGCCAUUAACAAUAGCUGGUAUAGAAGAUGAUAAGCUUGUUAUGAAUUAUUAUAUGAAUAAUGAUGACAAAUCUUGGUAUACAACUUCACAAAUCAUUGAUGAACUUGAAUUAAUUGGAUGUUAUCAUUUGACAUCGAAUAAAGUCGAUAGAUAUAGCAAAUCUUAUGAGUAUUUUCUACGAGCAAUGAAAUUAAGAUACAAAGACUUAAACAAACCAAUUCUUAAAACUAAUCUUCUACCACCGAUGGAAGUUUAUGAUUAUUAUAUUGAAUGUCAAACAAUCGAAGAGUUAGAACUGAUUAAAAAUGAUCCAGAUCGUAUCAUGAUGCAAGGUCUUGUGAUAUGGGAACGAUUGAAUAUAACAUUCGAUUUUCUUAAUCAACUUAAUACUCAAGCUUUAUAUUAUGCAAAUAACAUAGAAUAUCAACGUGCUAUACAAUUAUAUACACAUGCAUGUUAUCUUCGAAUAAAGACACAAAUUGAUGUACAUGGAUAUUUAGAAGGUCUCAAGAACUACUUUCAUGGAGAUAACGAUAGAUUUCCUUGUUCAUCAAACGAAAUCGAACCCACCGAAGUAUAUCAUAUAGAUCAAUGUUUAUCUAUUAUACUUAAUCUAAUUUUUAUUGGAAUUGAAAUCUUAAGAUAUAGUGGUGAAAAAGAACGAGAACGACGACGAAUUAUUCAUCAAUUAGUUCAACAAUUACUUGAUUUUGAUUAUCGUACUGUAUCUGAUAACAAAACAUUAUUACAUCUUUCUUUGAUUCCAUACCACAAGGAUCGGUGGCUUGGUCAUAUUGGUAUUGUCACAACAUUUCCAUCUCUACCGGUUGUAAAAUUCUUGUUGUCUUGUCGAGCAUCAGUCAACGCAAUUGAUAAUGAUCAUUAUACACCAUUGCAUGAUUUUGUUCUAAGUGAUUAUAAACAUUUUCCCCAUCUUCAAUGGAUUGAUAUAGAAAAUAUAUUUAAAUUGCUUAUCAAUUCUGGUGCACAUCUUGAUGCAAUUGCUCAUGGGCGAACACCGAAAGAUUGUGCUAAAGAUACAAGAUUUCAACGUCUUUUUGAAAUGCAUCCCAUUCAAUUGCACUUAAAAUGUAUUUGUGCUCGACUAAUUCAAAAGGAAAAGAUCAAUUAUAUGAAUUCGAUACCUACACAUUUGCAAUCAUUUAUUGAAAUGCAUUGA